AUGGCUUGUGUUCCGGAAACCAUCUGUACUCAUUUGACACUAGGGACACUGGAUGUGUGCCCGUAUGGAAAGGAAUCAUCUUGCAGUACUACGGUUGAGAAUGAUAAUGCAAGAAGACGUCAUCAUAGAGCUGGAAACGAAUUAGCUGCGGCAGCAGCAGAACAGAGAAGGCGCUGGGGUUACUCCCCUGAAUUGAUGCUUUGUGAUGAUCCAUGGAAGAUAACGAAGAAGCUGACACAGAGUGAUCUUGGUUACUUGAGUAGACUCUUGAUUAGCAAAGAUUUGGCUGAGGACUUAGUGCUUCCUGUGUUGACACCUGAACAAAGAGUGGCUCUCUACCAAAACGGAACUCAAAUCUUGAUUUGGGACAUGGACACCCAAUCCCUACAUUACUUGGUUUUCAAGUUUUGGGUUUCUUCAAGAAGUUAUGUUUUCAUUGACAAUUGGACUAAAGAUUUCGUCAAAAGAAGGGGCUUGAAGAAAGGUGAUGAAAUCAAACUUCAUUGGGAUCCAUACAAGAAGUGCUUCGAUUUUUCAGUUCUUUAUUCUAAUUAG
This is a messenger RNA of Lotus japonicus, 555 nucleotides long. Its product is annotated as putative B3 domain-containing protein At1g78640. Lineage: Eukaryota; Viridiplantae; Streptophyta; Magnoliopsida; Fabales; Fabaceae. Gene Ontology annotation, molecular function: DNA binding. The coding region runs from base 1 to 555 and encodes 184 amino acids. The transcript has a single exon. The record is from RefSeq and is a predicted model, not a curated record.